Messenger RNA from Strigops habroptila (Kakapo), 1237 nucleotides. RefSeq names its product class II histocompatibility antigen, B-L beta chain-like. The transcript is spliced from 6 exons. The coding region runs from base 276 to 1070 and encodes 264 amino acids. Gene Ontology annotation, molecular function: MHC class II protein complex binding. Gene Ontology annotation, cellular component: membrane; MHC class II protein complex. Gene Ontology annotation, biological process: immune response; positive regulation of T cell activation; antigen processing and presentation of exogenous peptide antigen via MHC class II. Lineage: Eukaryota; Metazoa; Chordata; Aves; Psittaciformes; Psittacidae. The record is from RefSeq and is a predicted model, not a curated record.
GGGGGUUUGGGGUCAGUGACAGUGUCGGGAGGGGGGACACCGGCACCGGGGAGCCCCGAUGGUGGUUGUGGGGGUGAUGGUCGCAGCCGUGGGGUGAUGGCUUCAACCCGGACCAAGUGUCGACGGGAGCCCCAUCAGCUCCGGUUCUGCCCAGCGACGGGUGAUGCUGCCCCAGCCUCGCUGCUUACUGGUUCUUACUGGGACUCCCAGUCCCAGCACGGGGAAUCCAGUGCGUGCGGUUCCAUUGCUGGGGGGGAAUCCGCCGUGUGUGUGCGAUGGGGACUGGGGGUGCUCCGGGAGCUGGGACCAUGCUGGUGGCACUGGUGGCACUGGUGGCACUGGGAGCCCACCCGGCUCAUGGCGAGGAGAUGUCGAGGAUUUUCCAGUGGGUGUUUAAGCAUGAGUGUCACUUCCUCAAUGGCACCGAGCGGGUCAGGCUUCUGGAGAGGCGCAUCUACAACCGGGAGCAGUAUGCGCACUUCGACAGCGAUGUGGGGCACUAUGUGGGUGAUACCCCCGUGGGUGAGUUCCAAGCCAAGCACUACAACGACAAUUUGGAAUUUCUGGAGCAGAAACGGGCCGAGGUGGACACGGUCUGCCGGCACAACUAUGGGGUGGUGACCCCUUUCACCAUAGAUCGGAGAGUGACUCCGGAGGUCGAGAUCUUCCCGGUGCAGUCGAGUUCGGCGCCGCAGACCAACCGCUUGGCGUGUGCCGUGAUGGAUUUCUACCCCGCGCCCAUCGAGGUCCGAUGGUUCAAGAACGGCCAAGAGGAGAUAGAGCACGUCGUGUCCACCGACGUCAUCCAGAACGGCGACUGGACCUACCAAGUGCUGGUGAUGCUGGAAACCACCCCGCAGCGCGGUGACACCUACAUGUGCCACGUGGAACACGUCAGCCUCCAGCAGCCCAUCACCAGAUACUGGGAGGUGCCGGCGGAUGCCGCCAGGAGCAAGAUGCUGACGGGGGUCGGGGGCUUCGUGUUGGGGCUCAUCUUCACCGUGGUGGGGCUCAUCUUCUACAAGCGCAAGAAGGGCACUUACUUCCCCCCGCUGCAGGCCUCCUCCUGAACAACCUCCUGCCCCACUGCACAUGGCACCAACCAGCCUCUGCCCCCCAAGCGUUACCCCACAGCGACCCCCGGUGUCCCCAACGCUCCCCGUACCCCUCCCCAGCCCCACAGCUGUGACCCACAGCAGCUCCAGCUCUGCCGAAUAAAGUGGCCCAGACCUCUCCA